This is a messenger RNA of Toxotes jaculatrix (banded archerfish), 2043 nucleotides long. It is a transcript of the gene bpifcl, whose product is annotated as BPI fold containing family C, like. The coding region runs from base 393 to 1835 and encodes 480 amino acids. Lineage: Eukaryota; Metazoa; Chordata; Actinopteri; Toxotidae. Gene Ontology annotation, molecular function: lipid binding. The transcript is spliced from 17 exons. The record is from RefSeq and is a predicted model, not a curated record.
GUUGACAGGACUCAGAGACAGACAGAACAGGGUGCUGUUUGCAUCAGUGAAGUUGCUGUAGUCAGCUCUGCGCCCUCACGCUAAAACAGAAAAGAAAAUAACUGAAUGUGGAGUAGAGUAGAAUUUUCAAGCCUAUAGAUUUAACAAAGUAUUUCAGAAAUAUUAAAGGAGACUGUUGCUUAGUUAAAACAAAAUUGAAAGUUAAAGUCAACAGAACACGAGAGGAAGCAAAAGCUGCAGAGCAUAAAUUCACAUCAGAGAAGCAGAGAAGACAUUUGUUCACGUGCAGAACAAACAUCAGGAGCUUUUCAUUUCAGCUUGGCAACCACAUUUCAUCCUGCAGUAAUUCAGUACAGUGUAGCUGUUGCUUGCACCCCAGGGGACCCAGCAGUAUGCUUCUAUACGCGAUAGUCGUGCUCAUGCUCCCUUCUUUAACCUGUGGAAAAAAUCCCGCCAUACAAGUCAUUCUGAAUGACAAAGGACUUCAGUACGGAAAGCAUGCAGGUACUGACUGGAUUCAGAGGAACUUGAAGAAGGUGACUUUACCUGAAAUCGGUGGCAGCAUCUUGGGCAUAGACUACACACUAUCAGGCAUUAAAAUAGCAAAGUGUGACCUUCCAGAGCCGUCUGUUAAGUUGUAUCCAGGCGCCACAGGAGUCAAGACAUCCAUGUCAGGCCUCAGUGUUGCACUAACUGGUGACUGGACGACACACCUUGGCAUAAUACAUGACGGGGGAACAUUUGACAUGGCUAUGUUUAGUGUGAAUGUCAUCUCUGUAGUGGAGCUGGGGAAAGAUACCAAUGGGCAUCUGUCUGUCUCCAGUGUCAGCUGUGAUGCUCAGGUUGGAGAUGUGGACAUAGAGUUCCAUGGUGGAGCCAGUUGGUUGUUCCAGCCUUUUGUGGACUUCUUCAAGGGGCAUAUCAGCAGUAUAAUACAGUCCAAUAUUUGCCCUAAUGUGGAAAAUAUGAUUUCAAACUUGGAGCACCACCUACAGGCCAUGAACGUUUCCAUUGAUGUGGAUCAAGCUCUUACUCUUGACCUCUCCCUCACCGGCUUACCCAUCAUUGAUGUUUCAAGUCUGAAUCUGGGUCUCAAGGGAGAGUUCUACAGCAUUAAAACUCAUGCUGAACCUCCAUUUGAGGCCCAACCUUUCAAACUGAGUGAGCAGCAAGGCUACAUGUUGUCACUGGGUCUGUCUGAAUUCACUUUGAACUCUGCGUCGUACGGAUACUACUCAGCUGGAAUAUUUAAGGUCCUCAUCAAUGACAGCAUGAUACCUCCGUUCUCUCCUGUGCACCUGAACACCAGCUCAAUGGGACGCUUCAUUCCUCAGCUUCCCCAGAUGUUUCCAGGUCUGCUGAUGGAGCUGCAGGUUUAUGCCAGAGAGGUCCCAAUGUUUUCCAUCCAGCCUGCUGCUGUUAGACUGGGCUUCCAGGGCGCCAUCAAGGCCUUUGCCAUCCAGCGAAAUGGCACCAAGACCCCACUGUUCAAACUCAAUGCCGAUUCAAAAUUCAGCAGUAAAGUGUGGAUUUCUAAUGGAAAAUUGACCGGCUCUGCUUCAAUGGACAAUUUUACACUGACGCUGGUGGCAAGUGAAAUAGGAACCUUUAAGACUGAUUCUUUGGAAAAAAUUGUGAAGUUGGGAAUUAAGACGGUAGGCUUGGAGAAACUGAAUGAGAAACUGAAAAAAGGUGUUGAUUUACCCAGAAUGAAACACGCACAGCUGGUCAACUCAGUUCUGAAAGUUGGAGUGGGAUUUAUAGCCCUCUUUUCAGAUGCUAAGGUGUUGCUAAGCGACAGAGGCUCCAACCAACAGACAAACGGGCCCGUGUAACUCUGCUACAUCAAACAUGAUUCUCAAACUUUAAACCAGUAAACAAAUCAUUUUUUGUUAUUCAUAAUUUACACAUGUACAGCCAUCAUAUGAAAUCAUUUCUGAUUAAAUCUGCAGUUCAGCUUCAUGAAUGUUUGAAUUUAAAUUAAAAUCCAAUUAUUUUUUUUCCCUACAUGACAAAAAAUAAAAUUAAAUAUUUUUAAAUGCA